UGGUAUGUACAUCGAAGGCCUUCUUGGUGUUGGUGACUUGGCUCUUUUCAAUUUAGGAAGCAAUUUUUUUUGUUUUUGUGUAGUUUUUUCAUAUUAUGGGCUUAUGACCAGAAGGGCUUCAGAUGGCCUAGAUGCCAGUUCAAGCCGAUGGGAACAACUAGAUCAUAAUCGUGAUUUGCAAGUUUCAUCCGUAAGAUUUUCCCCAGAAUUGUCAUGGUUGACUCCCCUACUCAACCAAGUUCUGCAAGCCAGCUAUCACAACUGAAAUUCACAAUCCUUAAAGCCUCGCUUAAAGAACAGUCAGGAUGGUUCACGAAAGGAGACCCUUAUGUCAAACUUGUUGUUGAUGGAAAACAGCCGUCAAAGAAAACAGAGGCAGCUCGUAAGACAUGGGAACCAGUGUGGGACGAGGAGUUUACGAUCCUGGUGACACCAUAUAGUGUUAUGGAUCUGGAAGUUAAUAAUAAAUUUUCUCUCAAGAGCGAUGUCCCAUUGGGAUGUGCAAAGAUUCAACUGAAUGAUGUCCUGCAUUCAAGCCAUGGCAAAUUGAACAAUCAUAAUUUAAAAGUGAAUAUUAUCCUGGACAAGAAUGGCACUCCUUGUCAGACAGGAGUCCUGGAGGUUGUACUUGAUGGGAUGAGUGUGAAUAUGAGACACUUUCCUCGAAGGCCACCUUCACUAACACCAACUCCUCAACCUAAUGGACCAGUGGCUGCAGCCCCUCGCACAACAAAUGGCAACACACCAUCCCGACAGUCACAGCAGAGGCCAAAUGAUGGGGAUGUACAAAGACGGCACAGUAGACAAACAUCAGCAAGACAGAGACCUGUCAGCACUGGAGCAUUAGCUACUACUACAGCAGCAGCAGCUGCUAAUACGUCUCAAAAUUCCUCUCCUGGCAUUAAUACCAGAAGUAAUGUUUCUGCCUCCACUCCAUCAGUUCCUCCUCCACCACCUCAUGGACAGCCACCCCAACAAGCUGGGAACAGUACUAAUACUUCCUCCACAAGGCAGAGAGCAGGGAAUGAGGAACCACUGCCUCCUGGGUGGGAGCAACGUGUGGACCCUCACAGCAGGAUAUACUAUGUAGAUCACAACACACGUACAACUGCAUGGGAAAGGCCUCAGCCUCUGCCACCAGGGUGGGAACGGAGAACAGACUCGCGAGGAAGAACAUAUUAUGUUGAUCACAACACUAGAACAACUACGUGGCAACGACCAACGGCAGAAACAGUCCGAAAUUUUGAAAACUGGCAGAUGCAGAAUAGAGCUUUGCUUAACACUGAGCGGCAGAACUUCCAGCAGAGGUUUCUCCUCCCAACCGCCUCCGUACCCGAAACAGAUCCCCUUGGACCCCUCCCGGCUGGCUGGGAGAGAAGACAGGAAUCCAAUGGACGAGUUUAUUUUGUUAACCACAACACUAGAGCUACCCAAUGGGAAGAUCCCCGAACUCAAGUAGCACUUGGUUCUGACACACCACUCCCCAGUGGCUGGGAAAUGAGAUACACAAAUGAAGGCAUACCUUACUUUGUGGAUCACAACACACGCACAACAACUUUCAGUGAUCCAAGGACAGGUGUAGCUCUUGGCAUUAAAGGUGCUGCUGGUGGUCCUGCUUAUGAAAGAAGCUUCAGAUGGAAAGUUGGACAAUUUAGACAUCUUUGUCAGUUACUUUUAUUUACCACAUGCUUGUUUGUGUUUGUAGCAUCAUAUGUCAAUCCUGAUCAUCUGCAGUACUUCAGGUUCAUAGGACGUCUAAUAGCAAUGGCUCUAUAUCAUGGAAAGUUUAUUGACAGAGGGUUCACGCUUCCUUUUUACAAGAGAAUGUUAAACAAAAAGCAAACUAUGAAAGACUUGGAAUCUAUUGAUCCUGAGUUUUAUAACUCUCUUGUUUGGAUCAAGGAUAACAAUAUAGAGGAGUGUGGACUGGACAUGGAAUUUGCAGUAGACAUGGAGCUUCUGGGAAAAAUUACUUCCCAUGACUUAAAACCUAAUGGUGCCAAUAUCAAGGUCACAGAGGAAAACAAAGAGGAGUACCUGUCGCUGAUGACACAAUGGCGGUUUAAUCGUGGAAUUGAGGAGCAAACCAAAGCUUUCUUGGAUGGAUUCAAUGAAGUUGUUCCACUUUACUGGUUGCAGUACUUUGAUGAGAAAGAAAUGGAGCUGAUGCUUUGUGGAAUGCAAGAAAUUGAUGUUGAUGACUGGCAGACUAACUCUGUAUAUCGUCACUACACUAGGAACAGCAAACAAGUCACAUGGUUCUGGCAGGCUGUACGUUCAUUUGACAAUGAGAAGAGAACUCGAUUGUUACAGUUUGUAACAGGCACAUGUCGUCUUCCUGUAGGAGGAUUUGCUGAACUCAUGGGGAGCAAUGGACCUCAAAAGUUUUGCAUUGAGAAGGUUGGCAAGGAAACAUGGCUUCCACGAAGUCAUACUUGUUUUAAUCGUCUUGAUCUUCCACCAUAUAAAAGCUUUGAACAGUUAGUUGAAAAGUUAACUUUUGCAAUUGAAGAAACAGAAGGCUUUGCACAAGAGUAACGAUGAGGAAUAUAUAAUGUAAUAUGGUGCAGUUCCUUUGUGUUUAGAAUGUAGUAGUUGUAGUUUUACAGACAUUUGUGCCGUUAAAAAUGUGCAUGUAAUAUGAUGGCUUUCAAUUUGUAUAUGAUCAAUUUCGCAGUAAGCACUCUCAUGGGCCAAUUUUGCAAUAUUGAAAUUCUAACUUGGCUCUGAGGCUUACAGGUCUAAACAAAAGAAAUCACAUUAAGGUUUAGAUAUGAAUAAACAAUGCUUGUAGUCCUCUGAGCUUCAAAAGCAUGUUAGAAUUUUAAUAUAUCGAAAAUGGCUGACUGAUAAUGGUAAUUAAGUGGAGUGGAACAGAGUAGAGAACAGUGCAUGAAGUAAUAGUUGAGCAAUUUUAAAAUCGGCAAGGCACAAAAUGAGUGAGCGAUUUGAAAAUAAGCGUGAUCUGCCCCAAUUUGUGUGACACAAAGUACUGGUUAUCACCACUCAAUCUAAUCACUGACGAAAUCAAGAUGAGGAAGCUUUCCUGAAAACACAGUGAUGCCCUCUAGGUUUUUUAGGGACAAAGCAGGAUCCAGAAAUUCAAUUAUAUAGCAGUGGAAAUCACUGGACAUUGUUAGCAUGUGAGAACCAACCAGAAGUAAGAAUUCUUCAUUGAUUUAAUGAAACCAGUAAUCUGUUAGCCUUGAGGUAGAUACUAUGUUACACAACAGAUGUUCUCAGUACAAUCCUUGCCUUCCCUCUCUCUCCCCCGCCCCCUCCAAAGUGCUGUGCCAUACUUUAUCUAACUAUACCAGCUAUGCAGGGUGUAAGUUGUAUGUACAAAUAGUGUCACAAAGUGAAUAAAAGGGUCUGCGCCACAGUAAUGCACAUGUACAACUUUGAGUGAACUGAAAGAUUCACUGGAAGGUUUUGUAACCAAUAGAAAAGACACAACUCUCUAUCACGUGCCACGUGACCAUUUGUGUGGAACAUCACAAUAGGCCCUUUACAGGAUCCGGACACAUGGUACGGAAUUAAUUACGCUGGGAUGCAAGUUACGCAGUUGGACUUCCAAAACAAAGGAAAGUC
Messenger RNA from Orbicella faveolata, 3591 nucleotides. Its product is annotated as NEDD4-like E3 ubiquitin-protein ligase WWP1. Gene Ontology annotation, biological process: proteasome-mediated ubiquitin-dependent protein catabolic process; protein ubiquitination. Gene Ontology annotation, cellular component: cytoplasm. The record is from RefSeq and is a predicted model, not a curated record. Lineage: Eukaryota; Metazoa; Cnidaria; Anthozoa; Scleractinia; Merulinidae. Gene Ontology annotation, molecular function: ubiquitin protein ligase activity; protein binding.